This is a messenger RNA of Theobroma cacao (cacao), 1386 nucleotides long. Its product is annotated as P-loop containing nucleoside triphosphate hydrolases superfamily protein. Gene Ontology annotation, molecular function: sulfotransferase activity. The record is from RefSeq and is a predicted model, not a curated record. NCBI's taxonomy places the organism in Eukaryota, Viridiplantae, Streptophyta, Magnoliopsida, Malvales, Malvaceae.
UUCUGUAAAAUAGCAAUGGCUGAGUAUAUCUGUUUAGUUAACAAGGAUACUCUAAUUAUAAAGCCUCCUAAGAAAUCUCCAUGUUUCUUAAGGACAAUAGUUUUGUUGUUUGCUAUGGUGUGUGGUGUUUAUAUCUGUACAAUCUGUUUAAAGCAGAUAAGUACCGUCACCAAGAUGAAAUUUCAGAAAAUCCAAGUCAUUGAGAGGCCAUCUCCAGAUAGUAACAUAAUUACAGAAUUAGAAUCUCAAAUUCCUUCCUUGCAUUAUCCUAAACCUGAAACCUUUAGCAGGGGUGAAUGCACACAGAAUCCGGUGCGUUUCUUUGCCAUAUUGUCAAUGCAAAGGUCAGGAAGUGGAUGGUUUGAGACUUUGCUAAAUAGUCAUAUUAAUGUAAGCUCAAAUGGGGAGAUAUUCUCUGUAAUGGCUAGGAGGAAAAAUAUCUCGACUAUUAUACAGACUUUGGAGAAAGUUUAUAAUUUAGACUGGUUUACUAGUGCUUCCAAGAAUGAGUGCUCUGCUGCAGUUGGCUUCAAGUGGAUGCUGAAUCAGGGAUUGAUGGAGCACCAUAAAGAAAUAGUAGAAUACUUCAAUCAUCGGGGUGUUUCUGCCAUAUUUCUCUUCCGAAGAAAUUUGCUUCGAAGGAUGGUUUCAGUGCUUGCCAAUUCGUAUGAUCGCUAUGCUAAGCUAUUAAAUGGAACCCACAAGUCUCAUGUUCAUUCACAGGAAGAGGCUGCUGCUCUUUCAAGUUACAAGCCAAUGAUCAAUUCUACAUCAUUAAUAAGUGAUCUGAAAGAAGUGGAGAUGGCUGCUGUCGAGGCUUUAGAAUACUUCAAUAGCACCCGUCACAUGGUUUUGUACUAUGAGGAUCUUGUCACAGAUUAUACAAAACUAAAAGAUGUUCAAGAGUUUCUAGGCCUUCCACAGAUGAAAUUAACUAGUCGCCAGGUUAAAAUACACAAAGGUUCAUUAUCUGAUUUUGUGAAGAACUGGGAUGAUGUGAACAAGACACUAAAUGGAACAGAAUAUGAGAGUUUCCUUCGCGCUGACUAUUAAGAAUGACUGCAUUGCUAACAAAAAAAUGGUGUGGAUACCAUCUUCAGCUAAUUUUUGUUACUGAAGCUGACCAGACAUUCACCCUGUUUCAAAAUUUUGGCUGCCAUGAAGGCAUGAUGUUCUCCAUGCUGGCAACACUCAGGUGAUCAAACAACCCGUUGAUGCAGGUGAUUGAUGCUGCAUUGAGCCAUGUAUCAUUUCUUGUCUUGAUUUAUUUGAAUUGAUCAUAUAGACAGCUUGUAUAUUGUCAGCUAAUGAAAAUUUGGGUGAAUCAAUUGUUCAUCCUCAAAAUAGUGUUUUUAUACGAUUAUGUCCAUCAGGCUUUGAUUUUUA